This is a messenger RNA of Talaromyces stipitatus ATCC 10500, 1781 nucleotides long. RefSeq names its product vacuolar H\/Ca2 exchanger. Gene Ontology annotation, biological process: calcium ion transmembrane transport; intracellular calcium ion homeostasis. The coding region runs from base 264 to 1607 and encodes 447 amino acids. The transcript is spliced from 4 exons. Lineage: Eukaryota; Fungi; Ascomycota; Eurotiomycetes; Eurotiales; Trichocomaceae. Gene Ontology annotation, molecular function: calcium:proton antiporter activity. The record is from RefSeq and is a predicted model, not a curated record. Gene Ontology annotation, cellular component: fungal-type vacuole membrane.
GACGAGAUGAGAAAAAAGGGUUUGAGUUGGACGAUGUUGCACUCUUACUUUCUUCUAAAGUCUUUGUCAAUUCAUCUGAAUUCUCAUAAUUUCAUGGCGAGCUGAUUGUUUCCAUCUCAACUGCUAUUAACUCGGGUUACUCAUGCUACACGUCAAAGUCAUCUCAAACAUAAAUCGGGAGAGUCCAGUUGUCAACCCGGAAACAUUUAAACUGUCCCGAAACUCGAGCUGGAAUCGAAAAAGCCUCGAGGACAUUCACAAUCAUGUCUUCGCUUCGUCAACGCCGGGUCGACGACGAAAUUACCCAAACGAUAACCCAAGAGACUCUACCGCAACACCACAAAGAUGCCGAAAGCGCUACCAAUGAGAAGACGCUGCGUCCACGAGUCUUGGGUCUCUUUCGCAUCCAGUCGACCGGGGAAAGUGGGAGGAAAGGGUUUCAUCCAUUACACUUCCUAUACAUUUGUUUCCGGAGCACUUGCACGCUGUCCAUGAUCGUCAAUGUCCUCUGGCCGUUUGUGCCUGCCGCGAUUACAAUGGGGUUUGCUCGACCGGAUCUACACGUGUGGACAUUUGCGCUUAAUUAUAUUGCCAUGGUACCGACAGCCAAUUUACUGGGGUUCGCAGGAGGAGAGCUGGCACGAAAAUUACCGCGAGUUUAUGGAGUGUUGUUGGAAACGUCAUUAACAUCCGUCGUUGAAAUUAUAUUGUUUAUGGUUUUGAUCAAGAAGGCGGACACCAACGAGCUCGUCAAUGUCAUUCAGGCCGCAAUCCUAGGCUCGAUCCUGGCUAAUUUGUUACUGUGUCUGGGGCUGUGCUUUUUCUUUGGUGGUAUCCGGCGCGAUGAGCAGAUACUACACGAAGCCGUGAGUGAAGUCGGAUCAGGCUUGCUCCUGGUUGCUGGAUUUGGACUCUUGAUUCCAAGCGCUUUCAAUGCGACAUUGUCCGGGGCAGAAUCACCCAUGACGCCCGAAGAACUUCAGGCCUCGACUCGGACGAUCAGUCGAGCUACUGCCGUCAUUCUACUUUGUGCCUAUCUUAUGUUCUUGUGGUAUAAUCUGCGUACCCACAACACCAUUUUUGACGAAGUCCUGGAAAAAGACGAAGACAAUGAUGAGGAUGGCGACAAAGAGCACUUCCGACCAAAACUUACCCUUUUCGAGAGCGUUCUAGCCAUUGCAAUUGCCAUAACAUGUGUCUCACUUUCAGCGUUGUUCAUGGUCGAACAGAUCUCGCACAUUGUUGAACGAGGCGUGCCCGAUAACUUCAUGGGUUUGAUCCUUGUCCCGCUUGUAGAAAAAGCAGCUGAACACUUAACUGCUAUUGAUGAAGCUUGGGACAACCAAAUCAACUUUGCCCUUUUUCACUGUCUUGGACCUUCCAUUCAAACGGCCUUACUCAAUGCCCCCUUGGUUAUACUCGUUGCUUGGGGCUUGGGUAUUCCAGAAAUGGACCUCAACUUUGAAAUUUUCAUGGUCGUCCUACUAGUCUUAUCUAUACUUGUCGUGGGCAAUUUCCUGCGUGAUGGUAAGUCUAAUUACAUGGAAGGCGGACUGUGUGUGCUCGUCUAUGUGAUUAUUGCUGUGACUACGUGGUAUUAUCCAUAACCUUCCUGCAUACCUGAAUCGAAGAUGUAACUGAGGGUUAUAUCUCAAAAAAUGAGCGGCUUUUGCAUAGCGAGUAUUACUGGAGUUUUCUCUUUGAAAUAUACAACUAUCCAUUGUGGGAUACAUUUGUACCUUGGCCCAGGAGUAAUGAUAAUUCUAGAUGCAUGAAGCACG